Molecule: messenger RNA, 2505 nt
Organism: Chlamydomonas reinhardtii
Lineage: Eukaryota; Viridiplantae; Chlorophyta; Chlorophyceae; Chlamydomonadales; Chlamydomonadaceae
Exons: 11
Coding region: 19-1815 (598 amino acids)
Biological process (GO): protein phosphorylation
Molecular function (GO): ATP binding; protein kinase activity
Source: RefSeq, a predicted model, not a curated record
GGCAAUCUGCAGCAUGAAAUGACAGCCGGGACCGUGGUGGAGAUGAGCAACCUAAAGAAUGGCGCAGACAGGGAUGCAGCGGUCCAGGAGCGAAUUGACGCAGCUGCGCGCCUGAACGCGCUCCUGUGCGCCGAGGUAGAGCGGCACAUCUCCACGCUAGACCGGACGGAACAUGAGCGGGAUGCAUGGGCAGCGCAUGCCAAGGGCCUUGCGCAGAAGCUGGUUCAGGCGCGCAAGGAUAUCGCUCGCCUCGAGCGCGCGCUUGCUGUCGCUGGGACCCCAGCGCCACCGGCCUCCAACGCGGCGACGGAAAACGCAGACGAGGACGCCCGCCAGGUCGCGGAGCUUUUGCAGCUAGAGGCGACGGCGGUGGCGCUGGCGGGGCCAGGGCCGGCCGGCGGCAGCAAGGCCGCGGAGCGGCGAGCCGCAGCGGCCGCGUUGUAUCCGGCCUCAGUUCUCUCGGCGACGGCGGAGACGCGGACGGCAAUGGCCGCCGAGGCGGCGGCCGCGGCCGUGGCAGGGUCCGACGGCAGUGCCUUCGCCUCUUCGGCGCCAGCGGCGACGACAGCCGGGUCCGCGACGGCAGGCGAGGGCGCGGGGCCGGUGCCGGAGCAGGUGCCCAUCAGCCCAACCCCCAACCAGCAGCGGGUGCUGGAGGCGCUGGUACGGCGAGGCCAGGCCAUGGGAUGGAUCAUUGACCAGAGCGAGGUGGCGCUGGGGCCGGUGCUGGGCGAGGGCGAGUUCGGAGUGACUUACCUGGGCACGUGGCGGCACGCCAGUGUGGCGGUGAAGAUUGUGCGGCUGCGGCACGCCGCCGAGCUCACCAGCUUCCUGCGCGAGGUUGAGACCAUGUCGUACAUCCGGCACCCCAACGUGGUCCCCUUCUUGGGCGCCUGCCUGUCGGGCACGGACAAGCUGAGCCUGGUGACCGAGUAUAUGACGGGCGGCACUCUGGCUGACUGGCUGCACCCGGGCGGCAUGCCGGCGCCAGGCUCCUCCAGCGGCACCCUCACGCAGCCGGUGCGGCCGCUGCUGGAGCGGCUCAAAAUGGCGCACCAGGUGGCUCUGGGCAUGUGCCCGCUGGAGGCCUGCCGGCCGUCCAUACUGCACCGCGACCUCAAAGCCGCCAACGUCUACCUAGACAACAAGGGCGUGGCACGGGUGGGUGACUUCGGCCUGAGCCGGCGGCUGUUGGAGGAGGCACGCGCCUCACUCACGGGCGAGACCGGCACCUACCUGUACAUGGCGCCCGAGGUGAUGAGGCACGAGGUGUACGACAGCAAGGCGGACGUAUGGAGCUGGGGUGUGCUGCUGAGCGAGUGUAUCACGUGCGCCAUGCCGUACGGCCACACGUUCAUGACGCCCGUGCAGGUGGCCAUGGCUGUGAGCGAGGAGUCGCUAGCGCCCGAGGUGCCGGCCAGCCUCAACGAGGAAAUAAAGCUGGUGCUGCGGCUGGCCUGCCAGUUUGAGCCCGACCUACGCCCGGACUUCGCCGCGCUUGCGGACAUGCUGGGGGGAGCCAUUCGGCACAUGGAGGCGCAGCAGUCGCCUCGGCCCACGCUGCUGGCCUCUCUGCAGUCCAACCUGCUAGGCGGCUGGAGUGCGGCGUGGGGCUGGGGCACCGCCUACCCGAGGGUGCACGGCGGCAAGGCGGGUGUGGGGGCGGCGGGGGCAGGUAUCAAGCCCUCGGCGCACAAGCGCGGCGGCGUGCGCAUGCCGGGCGCGACCGAGGUGCUGGCGGAGCAUGGGAAGGUGCAGGGGCAGGUGGCAGGCGCGGGUGAGGGCGGCAGGGGGCAAGAGCGGGGGCCGUCGUAAUGGUAGUAGCAGGGGUGUAAAGCAGGGGGAAGGGGCAGGUGUGGGUGCGGGGUGCAAGGGUGGGGGCCAGGCGGGCAACAUGCCGCAAUGUCCGCGGUUUGCGCAUGUGAACGUGCAUCAGGGGGUCUUGCCUGAUGUUGUGCGGCUUGGCAAGGGGUGGCGGCUGUUGCGGUUGUGGCGGCGGAAGCGGCAUGCUUGCACGAGUGCAUAUGGGGAUACUGACAUGAAAGUGUGAUGCUACCAGGAGAGACGAGGAGCCCUUGCGGCUCGGUCAGUCCUGUCACGGGUUCAGGAAUGCACACUUCCAACCUUAUAACACAGCAUCUUACGGCAUUCCCGUUGUUCCCUCGCUCCGAACGACAAUGGAUGUCCUGUGGGCUGUGGCGCGUGGAUAGGGCGGACACGGGCUCUCUUGAAUCCUGUACAGAUUGGGUGAGGACGCAACGUCUGGUGCCGUUGAGAACAUGAGCUAGGGCUGCGGCUGCUGAGGGCGGCUGUAGGUAUGUACGGCGCUAAGGAUGUGGUGUGAACGGCUACGAGCGAGCCUACAACAGCGCGGGGGGGGGAGGUGAUGGCAAAAGUAGUGGUCACUGGGCUUGAAUUCUGUAGGGAAGCCCUUGGCUUACUUUUAGCCCGAACUGUUUACAUUUCGUCAACCUGGACCCGGGCAAAAUAGAUUACGGUAACAUU